This is a messenger RNA of Cuscuta campestris, 1439 nucleotides long. The record is from the annotation of a GenBank genome assembly. Lineage: Eukaryota; Viridiplantae; Streptophyta; Magnoliopsida; Solanales; Convolvulaceae.
UUGAAGUCUAUCCUCUCUCUCUCCGUAAGUUCAACACUCAUAUCCUCCAGGCAAAAAGUCAGGCGGGCGUGAGCAGCUCCGUCGCAGCCAGACGUCAAGAAAUCAUGGUGAGGACGACCACCAGAGAAGAGGAAGAAGCAGCGGCGGCGGCGGCUGAAGUAACCGACCAGGAGAACAACAAGACGGCGGCGGGGAAGUGCAGUUGGGCGGCGCCAGUAGUGGCGAUGGUGGCGGUGCAGGUGAUGUUCGCCGGGUCGCAGAUCUUGACGAAGCUGGCGAUAAACGAGGGGAUGCUGGUGUUGGCGAUCCUUACUUAUCGCCAUAUCGUUGCCGCUCUUUGCAUUGCCCCAUUGGCUUUCCUCCUUGAUCGCCGGAAAAUUGGGGAGAACUUAACCCCAAAUGUUUGUCUAUGGACAUUUAUUACGGCUCUCACCGGGAUAACAUUGGGGAUGGGAUUAUUCUACUAUGGUCUCAAGGAUACAAGUGCAACUUAUGCCACUAACUUUAGCAAUCUAAUCCCAAUUGUCACAUUCUUUCUUUCUAUUCUUGUCCGAAUGGAAAGCUUGAAGUUGGGCACUCGGUGGGGACAAUUAAAAAUAAUAGGUGCAUUCCUCUGUGUUGGAGGAGCUCUGGUUAUUAGUCUCUACAAGGGGGUUUCUUUAUCCUCCUUUCAUCAUAAAACUUUGACCACUGUGGUUUUACACAAAACAAAUCAACAUAUGACACGUGGCACCGUUCUACUGGUCGCUAGUUGCCUUGGUUAUGCUGUGUGGUUCAUAUCCCAGGCACAAUUGUUAAAGGUGCUGCCAUCGAAGAAUUUGGGAAAUUUGCUAACGUGCGUGAUGGCAUCAAUACAAACAGCAAUACUGGGGAUAUGUUUGGAUAGAAGUGGGAAUUCAUGGAGUUUGGGUUGGAAUGUGAAGUUAAUGAAUGUGCUCUUCUCGGGAGCAUUUGCAUCUGCGGCGUCAUUCUAUUUGAUAAUAUGGGCCGUUGAGAAGAAGGGGCCGUCCUAUCCCUCCAUGUUUGAUCCACUCUCAGUUGUGUUUGUUGCUAUUAUUGAAGCCAUCUUCUUUGGUGAGGAUUUCACUCUUGGAAUCUUGUUAGGAAUGAUCCUCAUGAUUGCUGGACUAUAUAGUUACUUGUGGGGGAAGAGAGGGGAGUCAGAGAGCAAUUCAACUGCUGAAAUCUCAACACUGGAUGUUGACAAGGAAGUUGUAGUUCCUGUGACAAGUCAUGAAGUUUGACAGUUGUAAAUUCUUCAAACAAUAAGAUUUCUUAUUCAAUUGUGAUUAUUUGAGUAGUUAGAGUUUGUGGUGUAAAAAACAACAAAUUUAAAGUUAGGGAUUAGAACUCUCAAUACCACCAUCACAACAAACGUGAGAUGAUGACACCAGAUAAAGGAUGAAAAUAUACAAUGAGAACAAAAUUUACCACAAAAU